Cutaneotrichosporon oleaginosum is the source of this 911-nucleotide messenger RNA. RefSeq lists its product as uncharacterized. Gene Ontology annotation, molecular function: phosphatidic acid transfer activity. Gene Ontology annotation, biological process: phospholipid transport. Lineage: Eukaryota; Fungi; Basidiomycota; Tremellomycetes; Trichosporonales; Trichosporonaceae. Gene Ontology annotation, cellular component: mitochondrial intermembrane space. The record is from RefSeq and is a predicted model, not a curated record.
GCUCGGUCGAGCCGUUCCAGCAGCUCGUCACUCUCAAUCUCUUCCAAUCUCCCUCGCCCGAUCGCCCAUGCCACGCCGCGGACAUCGAUAGCCAUGGUUCAGUUCUACCGCAAAACGCAUACCUACCCCGAGGCACCGCCAACACCCCUCCUCGCCUUCUUCCUGCGCUACCCAAACCCCUUCGCGCGUCACGUUCUCUCCGUCGAUGUCCUCGAGCGCACCGUCGAUCCCAACACAGGCCGGAUCAAGACGGUGCGGCUGAUCCUCAAGCGCGGCAUCGUGCCGCAAUGGGCGUCCAAAUUCCUCCCCGUCGCCAAGGCGUCCGGCGGCCGCGGACUCGACGCCUGGGUGCUCGAGGAGAGCGUCGUCGACCCCCCGGGCUGGGGGCUCGACCCCGAGGCCGCCGAGGCCGCCGGCCCACCCACGCAGCCCGUGGGCGCGGACCUGCUGGCGGCGUACAGGAGCCAGCCGCGGCUGCGGGUGUGGCAGGCGAAUCUGAGCUUCAAGAAGUUCAUGCAUGUCAUCGAGGGCGGCGAGCUGUGUGCUGGGCCUGGCGGUUCAACGCUCCAUCAUACUACCGCCGAGGUGAGGUCGCAGUUCGGCGGGACGUGGUCGCAGAUCCUGCGGAAUAAGAUCGAGUCGUACGGCAUUGGCAAGUUCGAGGGCAACACGGAACAUUCGCGCAAAGGCAUGUCACUCAUCCUCGGCCUCCUGCGGCGGAGGGAGAUGACCAACGGCGCGAUCGAUCCGAGCAAGCUCAAGCCGGAGGACGACUCAUGAUCUCUCGACUCUGCUACAUCACACCCCAACGCAUUACGCACAGCACACCCUCUCCAGCUCAUUCUCUUCCGCUUGCAUUCUCUAGGCAAUAUAGGAUCACCGUUCGUUCGUCUGUAUGCAUCUAUGGCCCC